This is a messenger RNA of Cebus imitator (Panamanian white-faced capuchin), 2198 nucleotides long. It is a transcript of the gene AMN1, whose product is annotated as antagonist of mitotic exit network 1 homolog. Gene Ontology annotation, biological process: SCF-dependent proteasomal ubiquitin-dependent protein catabolic process. Gene Ontology annotation, cellular component: SCF ubiquitin ligase complex. The transcript is spliced from 7 exons. Gene Ontology annotation, molecular function: protein binding. Bases 114 to 869 code for a protein of 251 amino acids. The record is from RefSeq and is a predicted model, not a curated record. Lineage: Eukaryota; Metazoa; Chordata; Mammalia; Primates; Cebidae.
UCCGUGUGACGUCAUAAAACCUACGCGUCGCGCGGGGGGCGGGAGUUGGCUGACGGUCCCUGGCUGGCUCUGGAGGUCUUGGGACCGCGGAGGAGGCUACAGAUGGUGCAGCGAUGCCUCGCCCACGGCGGGUCAGUCAGCUCCUGGAUCUAUGCCUUUGGUGCUUCAUGAAGAAUAUUUCCAGAUAUAUCACAGACAUUAAGCCUUUGCCUCCCAACAUAAAAGAUAGACUGAUUAAAAUAAUGAGCAUGCAGGGGCGGAUAACAGACUCAAAUAUAAGUGAGAUUUUACAUCCUGAAGUCCAAACUCUAGACCUACGGAGCUGCGACAUAUCAGAUGUUGCUCUCCUGCACCUGUCUACCUGUAGAAAACUGAAGAAAUUAAAUUUAAAUUGUUCAAAAGGGAAUCGAACUUCCGUAACUUCAGAAGGAAUAAAAGCUGUGGCUUCAUCUUGUUCAUACCUACAUGAAGCUUCUCUGAAACGGUGCUGCAAUCUCACUGAUGAAGGAGUCGUUGCUCUUGCACUCAAUUGCCAGCUGUUAAAGAUCAUCGAUUUAGGUGGCUGCUUAAGUAUUACUGAUGUGUCCUUACAUGCAUUAGGAAAAAACUGCCCGUUUUUGCAGUGUGUUGACUUUUCAGCUACUCAGGUAUCUGACAGUGGUGUGAUUGCACUUGUUAGUGGACCUUGUGCCAAGAAAUUAGAGGAGAUUCAUAUGGGACAUUGUGUAAAUCUGACUGAUGGGGCUGUUGAAGCUGUCCUUACUUACUGUCCUCAGAUACGCAUAUUACUCUUCCAUGGAUGCCCCUUGAUAACAGUGGCUGGAUUUGGUGUGCUGGUGUUUUGUCAAGCAUUUUUUAGUCUAUAUUAAUAAAAGAUCCUGGUCUGCAGUUUUAUUUUUAUGUGAUGUCUUUGUCUGGCUUUAGUAUCAGGGUAAAACUGAUCUCACAGAAAGAAUUGGAAAGUGUUCCCCCUUCUUCUAUAGCCACUCCAGUUUUGUCAUGGUUGCCAUUUAAAUGCUACGUCUUUGUCUGUUCUUUCACUUUCAACAUAGUUUGAACCUAUCUUUGAUUUAGAUUUCCUCUGCAAUAACCAAUAAUAUUUUUAUGACCAUGAAUAAAACUGUAUUUAUCUUACUAGCUGCUUUUUUAAAAAACUGAAUUAUAAACCUUUGUUUUCCCAAUGAUAAUUUCUCAUUUCUAGACACACUCUGGUUCUUUUGCUGGCAAUAAACCUUGGUAUUUUUGCUUAAUUUUGUUUAACUUAGAAUAAAAUUUGGUCACCAUAUAUGUUGAGUCAAUCUUUUUUUUUUUUUUUUCCUACUGGUCUGUGAAAUCUGUAAGUCUAGGAACCACCAAAUUACAGGAUUUCCAAGACUGGGUUAGAGAUACGUUGUACAUAAAACAUAGGUUGUAUCUCUGGAAACAAGUUUGUUAAACUUAUGAAUAAACUAACAAAAUUUUGUCAGUAUUUUUGCUUUAAUUCAGAUUUUGUAAAGACAUUCUAAAGCUGAGAUGGGAACCAUAUCAAAAUCACAACUGUACAUUGUGAAAACUGAAAACCAUCUAUAUGCCCAAUAAUAUAGAUUGGUUUAAUUACAGUAUAUUUAUAUAAUGGUUAUCUAUUUAAAAUCCUGCUUUAUAAUAGUAUUACACAGACAUGGAAAGAUGUUCAACUACAGGUAAACUUGUCACGUUCUGGUGACUGCUACCUCCUCUAACUCUGGGUGUGUUGCAGCUUCCCAAAGUGGUUUAACAUCCCUACUGGCUUUCUUUAAUCCUGCUCACUUUUUUGGUAAAUAUUCCCUUCAUUAAAUCCUGUUCAGCCACCUCACUUCAGUGAGUCAUCUAUUUCUGGCUAAGACCCUGAAAAAGGUUAUUAACCAUUAACACAGGUUAAUGGUGAAAAUACCAUUACUCUGGUUGGUGAAAUUAUGAUGAAAUUACAGAGAAAACAACAAAUACCUGGUUUUUUUUGUUUGUUUGUUUUUUAAACAAGUAUUACCAUGAUAGGUGCACUAUACCUAAUAAUAGUGAUGGCUACCAUUAACUAAUUAUUAGUGAGUUAGUUGUAUACUGUGCUUUAUAAAUCACUUCCUUUAAUCCUUUAAAUUAUUGUAUAAUAGUUAACAUCACCUCCAGUUAGACAUGAGGAAACAUUAAACAUUUUUUAUUAUUGUGGAUUAAUAUAGUUUCAUUGU